Messenger RNA from Guillardia theta CCMP2712, 390 nucleotides. RefSeq lists its product as hypothetical. The coding region runs from base 1 to 390 and encodes 129 amino acids. The transcript has 2 exons. The record is from RefSeq and is a predicted model, not a curated record. NCBI's taxonomy places the organism in Eukaryota, Cryptophyceae, Pyrenomonadales, Geminigeraceae.
AUGGCAGCAAGCGGGGGCCCUGAUACGCUCUAUCAGUUGCAAGGACACGUUGCAAACUACGGCAACUGGAGUUUUGACAUCUAUGAUGAAUCGCCGAGGAAGAUACAGAUGUUUCACGUUCCUCCUGAAUGGGCGGCGAGCAACUUCGGCCUUGGGGUCCGUCGAGUGGACGAGAUCUCACUAAGUAUCUUCGAUGCCUCCUCCUCCUCCUCCCGCGUCGUCGCCUUCAGUCGCUCCAGCCCAGCGUCAGUGGCGUUCCAGUGCGAUGGAGGAAGCAACUACCAGGGGCUAGUGACGCUCAUCCUCAACAGCGGCGUCUCUUCCUUCCGGCAGCGAACUCUGUACGGAUGCUUUGAGCAGGCUCUGGGAACGAUCCCGUCGAAGCCAUGA